ACCAAGAUAUAAUCAUGGAACCUACAGAAAUUAAUACUGAAGAACAAGACCAAGUUAUAGCAAAUAUUGCUACCCAAAACCUUGACCAUGAUUAUAAACCAAAAGAAUUAGAUGCCAAAAACUGGAAAGAAAAAACAGCUCAAUACAAAAUGUACGAUGAACCACAACUAGAUAUUAAAGAAAAAGAACUCUGCACAGAAUGCAAAUAA
Molecule: messenger RNA, 209 nt
Organism: Racocetra persica
Lineage: Eukaryota; Fungi; Glomeromycota; Glomeromycetes; Diversisporales; Gigasporaceae
Source: the annotation of a GenBank genome assembly